Molecule: messenger RNA, 753 nt
Organism: Cuscuta epithymum
Lineage: Eukaryota; Viridiplantae; Streptophyta; Magnoliopsida; Solanales; Convolvulaceae
Source: the annotation of a GenBank genome assembly
CUCAAACAAAAUACAUUUAUAUCAACAUUAUUCUAGUACCUUGUUUGAAUAUGAAACAAAUUAAAUAUGUUAAAAUUUUAACAGAAAAAAAUGAAGUGUGCUACAUGGCUCUCAUGCAAAGCCUUUGCUCCAUGCAUUCCCAUUUGGCAACACGUUGCGAACUGAGCUUUCCUUUACUCUCACUUAAUUUCAUUUAUAUACUCUUCCGUAACUCGUCAGAGCUCUCUAUCCUUAUCUCAAACAUUUAUCAUUCCUUUGAUAUAUAUCAUCAUGGAUUCCCGUUAUUCUCAAGCACCGCGCCAGAACCAACAGUACGGCCGGGAUACCGGCAAGAACCUGAACCUCCUCCCUGAAAAUGGUCCGUCCACUGGCCAAGUCCUAGCCAUCGUAGCCCUCAUCCCGAUUGGAACCAUCUUCCUCGGCUUGGCCGGCAUCUCCUUCCUGAUCUCCAUGAUUGGGCUCGGUCUCAGCUUGCCGGUUUAUCUCCUCUUCAGCCCAGUUCUGGUGCCGGCAACCAUGGUGAUCGGCCUCGCCGUCACCGGAGUUCUCACUUCGGGAGCUUUCGGGAUCACUGGAUUACCGUCUCUCUGGCGCCUCAUCAACUACUUCAGCCAAGGGAGGUCGUCCAUAAUGCCAGCUGAGAAGAUGGACUAUGCAAAGAAGGUCAUGCAGAAUGCUAUGGUUCAAGUCGGACAGAAGACUCAAGAUGUUGGUCAGACAAUUCAAAACAAGGCCUAAUAUGAUGAGUCCCGG